Mugil cephalus (flathead mullet) is the source of this 2393-nucleotide messenger RNA. Its product is annotated as zinc finger protein ZFP2. The record is from RefSeq and is a predicted model, not a curated record. Lineage: Eukaryota; Metazoa; Chordata; Actinopteri; Mugiliformes; Mugilidae. Gene Ontology annotation, molecular function: DNA-binding transcription factor activity, RNA polymerase II-specific; RNA polymerase II cis-regulatory region sequence-specific DNA binding. Bases 198 to 2018 code for a protein of 606 amino acids. The transcript is spliced from 3 exons. Gene Ontology annotation, biological process: regulation of DNA-templated transcription.
ACAUUUUUUGUUACGGUCACUUUAAUUGGGCUCGUUGGCCAAAACCGAAGGAAGUGUGUGCUGCUGCUUUUCCUGUGUUGUUAUUAUUAUCGACGCACCGCAAUGGAGACAGUCGGCAGACGUUAGCAAAUCUAAUAGAGCUAAGCUUCGGCUGAAACGCCCGGUUUACAAGUCACGCUAAUGGCGACAACGUAAACAUGAAGUCUGCCAAGAAGCAAGCAAGGAGAGGAGAGCACCCAGCUGAUGAGAUAACAGUUAAAACAGAAUAUGAUCCAGAGCAGGAAGAGGGAGCCGAAGGAGGCUCUCAGUGCGUCUACACUAAUGGAGAUGGUCUGAACAUCCAAAUAAAGGAAGAGCCAGACUCGGAUGAGAUCAGUGAGGAUCACAGCAGAGACACGUCCAGCUGUUUAGAUGCCAAUGAUGACACUGUGACACCCUGGUCCGAUGAUCCCCACCCACAGGGAGACAUCAAGGACGAGUAUGACUAUGACCAUCAGUCAGAUUAUGAGUUCACCGAAACAGCUGUCAAGGAGGAGUCAGACUCCUGGAUUAAAGAAGAGGGAGACAGUGAGGAGGAACCGGAUGACACAGGUGACAUCCAAGACGAAUUUGAAGGAGAGGAGAUCUGCACAGAGUCAACGUCUGAGUUUUUUCCUUGUCCUCACUGCACGGUCUCCUUCACUGAUUUUGAGUUCUUGGAGAAGCAUGUGAAGUGGGUCCAUCAGAAAGAAUACCUUGAUAAGCUUAAAAAAUGCUUCUCAAGCCGCUCACUAAACCUCAUCCCCAAACAUACCUGCACUAUCUGCAGCAGCACCUUUAACUCUAAAGUGCACCUUCGGGCCCACAUGCACGAGGUCCACCCUUCCGCCCCUCCUCGCAGGCUUCACCCAUGCCCCACAUGUGCGCGAAGCUUCCAGUACCUGAAGAAUCUGAAAAAUCACUGUCAGCGCUGGCACAACAUGUCUGUGGUUACCAGAGGUGGGCAUCUCAGUUGUGCUGAAUGUGGGAAGAAUUUUAAAGCUACCUGGGGCCAAGGCCCUCAUUUGUGUCAUGAACCGGAUAAUGCGCAACCUGAGGAUAAGCCCAUUUGUCUGGAUACUGGUGUACAGUGUCCAGAAUGUGGCAAGAAGGUGUGCACUCCUCAAAGCCUGGACGAUCAUAUGCGCACCCACACAGGUGACCGGCCAUUUGUCUGCAAAGAUUGCGGCAGGAGGUUCGUGGAGCGCAGCGGGUGGCGGCAGCACAUGAAAAUACACACGGGAGAGAAGCCGUACAAAUGUCAGGUGUGUGGAAAGGCCUUUAUAAGGUCACACCACCUCAAGUGCCACUUAACCACACACUCUGGGAAGAAGGAAUAUUCUUGCACUGAAUGCGGUAAGGAGUUCGGAUUCAAGUCAAGUCUGGAUCUUCACGUGAAGACGCACUCCAAUGAGAAACCCUUUCACUGCAAUGUGUGCGGGAAGAACUUUAACACCCAGAGAAACCUGAGGGUUCACUCCAAGCUUCACACCAAUGAGAAAGCUCACCAGUGCGGGGACUGUGGGCUGAAGAUCGGCGAUAUGGGGGCUUUGAAAAUACACUUACGAACACACACAGGAGAAAGGCCCUACCACUGCACUGUCUGCGGAAGUAGGUUCAUUCGCCUCGCACAUCUACGAAAUCACCAACGGACCCACACUGGCGAGAGACCGUAUAAGUGCACUGAAUGCGACAAGAGUUUCACUCAGUCUGGUGACUUGGUGAAGCACAAAAGAAUACAUUCUGGAGAAAAACCUUACGAAUGUCCCGAGUGCCACCGCCGUUACACUUCCUCCGGUGAUCUGGGCAAGCACAGGAGGAGUCACACUAACCUGCGCCCCUACACAUGUCAAGAAUGUGGAAAAAGCUUUCGCUUAUCAGGACAUUUAAAGACUCACAUGUUAACACACACAGGGGAGAAGCCAUAUUCUUGCCCCAACUGCCUCCGAAGGUUUGCCCGCUCUCACCACCUCUCUGGUCACGUGGCUAAAUGUCGCUGAAGUUACUGAGAAGACUACAAAAAGGACAGUUCUCAAUGAAAGUGGCCUAAAUUAAGCUGUCGACCACUAGAUUUUCUAAUAUGUUAAAGUAUGAACUUGUAUCUGUAAAUAAUUAUUUAUAUGAACUGCAGGCCUCUGAGCUCGGAUGAUUUAAUAUAUGACUUAUUAAGAAAAGCAUUGCAUGGAACUUUUAUACAGCACUGUCCCUAGACUUGUGUGAAUUUUUGUCCAGUGCACUGAAGUCUGAACUGGUUUUGCAAGACACUAUUACAAUUGAGACUUGAGGAUGUAGUUUGGGUGCAGUUACUGUUCUUAUUUUUACCCCUGUUCAACUCUCAAUUAUGUGUAAAGAUAUAAUAAAUUAUUUGACAAAUA